Molecule: messenger RNA, 1893 nt
Organism: Rotaria socialis
Lineage: Eukaryota; Metazoa; Rotifera; Eurotatoria; Philodinida; Philodinidae
Source: the annotation of a GenBank genome assembly
AUGCAUCAUCCUCUAUUGGUUUUAAUAAUAAUAUUAUUUAUUGAAAUAAUUAAUUGCCAAGUAGCAUUUAAAUCUUUAUGCUCAUCUGAAGAAGUUGAAGUAGCUGGAAUGGCGUCAGUGGAUGGUAGCAAUGAAUUUGAAAUAGAUCUUUAUCAAUCAAAAUUUUUACCUGAAGAUACAGUUUCAUUGUCAAUAAAGCAAAAACGUCGAAAUUAUGCAAUUAAUGAAUUUGUUUUACGUGCAUUUGAUUACGAUGGAAAUGUUAUUGGUCGAUUUGAUAAUACACAAACGGGCGAUUUAACUUUAAAUCAUCAUACAUGUUCAAAUGGUGCCAAUGUUGUUUACGCCGACCAAGUAGGAAGUCGUGGCUAUAGUGAAGUUCCACUAGAAUGGAAAGCUACUGGUAUUCAUCACAAUCUCGAUCAAGUUGUUUUUAGAGCAACUGUUGUUUCCAAUCGACAAUUGUAUCGACUGAUUUCAGCUCCUUUAAAACGACGUCUAUCAUCGGAAAUAAUACCUUAUCACGAUCAAUCGAUCAAUAUUGAUUAUUGUGGUGAAUCUCAAGGUUGUUUGAUUGUUCCACAACAAUGUAAUAAUGAUGCUAAAUGUGAUUAUGCACUUUCGUGGCAAGCUAUCGAUGCGGAAACAGCUAAAUUUCAUAUUGUGGCCAGAGCACAAGGCUUUGUUGGUGUCGGUUUUUCAAAUGAUGAAAAACGGGGUGAUGAUCAAGUUAUUCUAUGUACAAAAGAUGCUGAAGGAUAUGUCUAUGUACACAAUAUGUUCGUCGGUGUUCAAACUCCACAAUAUGUCUUCCGCGGACGACCAUCUUAUGGUUUACGAGAAGCCGAUAGUUAUUCGAACGCAACACAUAUUAUUUGUAAAUUUUCACGAUCGUUAUCGCCGCAUACAGAAAAUUUAGGAGAAAACGAUGGACGAAGCCGUGAUAGAAUUGAUCGAGAGAAAUUUGUUGAUUUAAAAAAACCUCAUUUCAUGUAUCCAAUUUAUUCUGAUGAAGGCUUAAUGACAGCACAAGGAAUGCGUAUACCUCUUCAAGAUAUUGCAAUUGUUAAUAAUCAUCCAGUUGAUUUCGAACGUCGCAUUUGGCCCAAAACACAUCCACAAGCAGCAUCUGUUCUAGCUAAAAUUCAUGCUAUUUUAAAUAUAAUUGCUUGGGUUCUUCUUGCAUCAGCCGGUGUUAUGGUUGGCCGUUAUUUUGAUUCACUUUGGCCAGAUUAUGAACGACUGACUGUUGUGGAUUCUGCUACUGGUGCUGUCACAGGAGAAAAGUAUCAACAACGUCGACGAUUUUCAUAUUUUACAAUUGUACCACCGCUUAUGAUUGUUGUAGCGAUUUUAACAUGGAUUGCAUUCUUUUGUAUUCUUUUUGAACUCGAUUGGAAGUGGACCUAUGGAACACAUCAUAUGUGGCAUUCAAUUCUUGGUGUUGUUGUACUUAUUUGUGCGUUUUUUGCUCCCAUUGUUGGUGUUAUGCGACCAAUACCUCGUACAAAAUCUUAUUGCGUUUGGUACUGGAUUCAUUGGGUGAUUAUGUCGUUAGCUCAUUGUCUUGCCAUUCCGGUUAUAUUUCUGGGUAUGGAUAAUCGUCGUUUAGAUUUAUGGACAUGGUGUUCAUGGUUACUAUUUGCUUGGUGUAUAUUUCAUUUUAUUGUUCAACUUAUUUUUGAAAUUCACGCUUGUUGUCAUGCACGACAAGAAUAUGAUCGCUUGCAAGGAGUAGAACAUUAUUCGGAGAAAAAUGUAGAACUUCGAAUAAGAAAAGAACGUAUACCUGGUGAAUCAUGGAAACCAGCGCUUUUAGGUAUUUAUUUAUGUAUCACAUUAGUUGUGGUGAUUAUUCUUAUACUUGCUGUUAUCUUCUAUCAAGGUUAUUAG